Ilex paraguariensis (yerba mate) is the source of this 1114-nucleotide messenger RNA. The record is from the annotation of a GenBank genome assembly. Lineage: Eukaryota; Viridiplantae; Streptophyta; Magnoliopsida; Aquifoliales; Aquifoliaceae.
AUGAUUCAUAUGAUAAACACAUUUCUUUAUUACUUCUACACAAUUACUGAUUUACCCUGUCUCUUUGUUCCGCACCCUGUUCACAGCUCGAGUCAGCUGAAACGUCUUCGAUUUGCAUGUUGCCAUAAUAUAUCAAGUGAAGGUUUGAUUGAAGCAGUUAAAAAACUGCCGUUACUGGAGGAGCUUCAUCUCUACUACACCUCAAUUACCAAAGAAGCUAUUGAAGCUGUGGGACAAAGUUGCCCUCGUCUGAAGUCAUUCAAAUUGAACAAGGCAGGGUGCACACGCUUUCACAUAUCUGGCGAUAAGGACGCACUAGCUAUUGCAGAAAACAUGCCUGAAUUACGCCACCUUCAGCUCUUUGGAAAUAAGAUGACAAAUGAUGGCCUGCAGGCCAUUCUUGAUGGUUGUCCUCAACUGGAAUCCCUUGAUCUGCGAUUAUGUUUCAACGUUAAUCUUGCAGGGAGUUUAGGAAGAAGAUGUUCUGAGCAGAUUAAAGAUCUGAGGCAUCCUGAUGACUCUACUGAGGACUAUGGAUUUUAUGCUGAAAUUAGUGAAUGUGAAUCGUGUGAUGAGUAUCCAUCUGGGUUUUCUGACAUUGACAAUUUGUCUGAUUACGAUGAGUAUAAUGAUUUUUCUGGUGGCAGCAUCGACUUUUCUGACAAUGAGGGGAUCUUUUGAUAUUAAUAGUUUGUUGGGUUUGAAAUCUAUUGACGGUUGAGACUGGUUGCUGUCUGCAAGAGCAUAAUGGGCAUAAUAUGUUGUUUUCCGGAAGUGGAUAUAGCUGAAAUGGCGUUGUCAAUGCUGUUGAUGGAACUUGCGUUUUUUACUUCUCUGCUCCCCCCACGCCCCCUCGCUCUACUGAGGGCCAACUCUGAAUUAAAGUUGAUCUUCAAAUAUUUUUUGUUGAUGAUAUUUAUUCGGCCUUGCUGUUCAUUUAUCUGGCUAUUUUGGGUAACUCUGUUAUACGUCUAUUUUCUUUACAUUCCGAACAAAGUUUCAAGGGGUGGAUUGGAUUUGUUUUCCCAUUGAAUUUACACUGGUGGACUUGAAAUGUUGGAUAAGGAUUCUUUUUGUUUUUUGGGUCUUCAUUCUGAAAUUUCAGAAUAGUAAC